CGGCAGCGGCAGCGGCAGCUGGAACACACCUGGAGCGCCGGGGCUCAUCCUGCGGGAGGCUGCGCAGGGUCGGAGCCGAGCGCCCGGAGCCUUUGGCACCUCAGGCCGGGAUUUGGCAGCGGCUGGAGGAAGCAGAAAUGGCCAGGGAAAGGUUUCGGUGUGAGCUGGUUUUCGGGCUGUUCGCCAUGAGUGCGGCUGUGCUCCUGGGGCUGGGGCUGCUGGCGGCCGAAGGCAGAACAAACAGGUGUUACUUCAACCGCACCCAGGAGUUCUGCGUGUGCUACAACCUGUCCGAGGAGACCGUCGGCAGCAUCAUCCAGUGCCUCCCAGCAACCGUGGUGGAGUUUCAGGGCGGAGAUGUGGAGAAAUACAUGGCCUUCCCCAUCAGGGACCCGGACCCCUCCGUCAUUGAAACUCUGGGCUCCCUUGUCAUCCAGAAAGUAAUUAUUGAAAAUGUCCUGGUGCCUGAGAUACUCCUCGCCCGUGCGCUGAAGUUCUUCUCCUACACCCACGUGCAGGACCUGGCCUUUGGGAGUUGCAUUUUCCAGGGCACGGGCGACUGGAGCGACAUGGACGGCCAGAACCUGCCCAUAGUGUCCCUGAGCUUCCACAACGUGACGUCUGCCCCGCUGACGGGCCACGAACAGGCCUUCUCCAGCCUGAGCAGGUGGCUGGAGACCCUGGAGGAGCUGGCUGUCACCGGCUCCCGCGUCAGCAGCCUGCCCUGUGCCAUCGGGAAGGCGUUCAGGGCUCUGCGCUCCCUGAACCUGGCACAGAACAGCCUCAGCGAUGGGAGCCUCACCCCCGCCUUCUGCCAGGGAGCUUUCCCCCAGCUCCGGGAGCUGAGUCUGCACCACAACAACCUGAGCUCCUACCACGCCGCGUGUGAGGGCGUGCAGCUGCUGCCGGAGCUCCGGCACCUCGAUCUCAGCCACAACCAGCUCGUGGCAGACCCGUCCUCCUCCUCCUGCCGGUGGCCGGCGUCCCUCCGGCAUUUCAACCUGUCCAGCACUGGUUUGGAUGAAGUGCCGACACCGCUGCCUCCCAGCCUCGAGGUGUUGGACGUGAGCCACAACCAUCUCCGCGCUGUAGACAUCUCCCUCAGCUCCCUGAAGAAACUCUUCCUGAAUCAAAACCUGCUGCAGGCCGUCCCCUCCCUCAGGAACUACCCCGCGCUGGACACCCUCCACCUGGACAACAACUCCAUUUCGGAGCUGCCGAGGGAUGAGCUGCAGCUCCUGGAGCGCCUGCAGGACGUGGCUGUGGCCGGCAAUCCCUUCAGCUGCUCGUGCUCGGGGGCCGGGGGGCUGCAGGCGCUGGCGGCCUCGGGGCGCCUGGGGCAGGGCUGGCCCGGGGACUACAGGUGCCACUCCCCAGCUCAGUACCAGGGCUGGCCGGUGGCACGGGUGCCCGUGUCGGCGCUGCGCUGUCACCGGGCCGCCGUGCUGGCCCCGCUCUGCGUGGCCCUGGCCCUGCUCGGCGCGGCCGUGGCCGUCUGCGUGGCUGAGCAGGAUGUCAGCGUGCGAGCCGCUCUGGGACUGCACCAGGCAGCAGGGCCAGGAGAAAGCUGGGUGGAUGGCAGCAAGGACCCCCUGCAGCUCCUCUUUGCUGGGAAGGAGCCCCAGGAGAGCUCCCUGACUGUCGAUGGUGUUUUCCACUUGGAUGCAGGACAGGAGAAAGUCCUGGAGCUGGCAAGACCCCAGCUGGCGCUGGUUCCCCUUGGCUACAGCGUGUCCCUGCUGCUGUGGGACCCCCAUGGCCCUGGGACACAGCUGCCCUUCCAGAGCGUUGUCUGGCAGGUGAUCGACACCGUCUUCCAAGAACUGGAGGCCUUGGGGGAUGACACACAGAGCCUGCAGACCGUCAGUCUGGUCCAGGUCAGCACCCAUGACAAGGCCUGGGACCUGCUCCGUCCCGACGGCCGAGCCCUGCAAGUGAUGGACGUGGCACCCCUGGGCCUGAUGGUGGAGGAGGCCACAGAACUGGCCGUGCCCGAUGCCCGGGCUGCCAUCAGUGCCUAUGCCAGGGGGCUGGGUGCCAUCCCGGCGCUGUUCCAGGGGUGCGCUCAGCAGCCCCUUGCCGACGGGCACUCAGCUGUGCAGGGGGCCGGCAGCCUCUUCACUCUCACCGUGGAGCGAGAGCUGGAGGGUGGCAGGCGCCAGCGCUCAGCCCUCAGGAUCCUGGUGUCCCCAGGAGCCACCAGGCCCUGCCCCAGGCCGGAGUGCAGGGAACCUGGAGCUGUCUGCCUGCCCUGGAUCGUGGAGCGGCUGCUGGAGGGGAACAGCCUGACCUUCCUGCUGCUCUGUGUGUCGCUGCCAGACACCUCCAGAGAGGAGAUCCUGGGAGCUCUGGGACUGGCUGAGAGGGUGAAGGGAGUGGCCAAGACCAUCUCUGCCACACUCUGGGACCCUGAGGAGGAGCUGGCAGUGCGCCGGAGGGAGAUCCGAGGGCUGCGGAUGGAGCUGCUGGCUGGAUCUGGCCUCCCUGAGCAGAGGGCAGCUGUGACCCAGCUGCAGAGAGCCCUGAGGGAGCUGCAGGUGCUGAAGAAUCAAAGGUGGGAGAAAAAGCAGGCGGUGGCCGAGGUGCUUGGGACAAGUGAGAUGCACCAGCCCAGUGCUGAGGACCAGGUUUCUGCAGGGAAUAGAGCACCAGGCCAGCGGCCUGGGACCCAGACACCCCCGGCCAGUGCCAGCCUGGAGCCAGCAGAGCCGGAGCGUGGGGCCAGGCAUGCAUCCCACACCUGGGUGAAGGAUACGUGGGCACAGAGCAUGGCUUUACAAGCAGGACGGGGUGACAGCAGAAGCCAGGGAGGGGGCAGCCGAGCUCUGGCCAGCGCAGGGCAGGGGCGGCAGGAGGAGCCAUCCCAGAGCAAAGUGUCACAGCCACAGCCUGCAUGUGACAGCGCAGGGAAACGGUGCCAGCCGUGCCCAUCCCUGGAGGUGCAGCGCGCCCUGGCCAGGGCACAGCGGCAGCGGCUGCGGGCUCAGCACUGCCGGCAGCUCCAGCAAGAGCUCAGGGCCAGCGCUGUGCCAGCCCAGGAGCACAGCGGGGAGUGGGACACAGAGCGCUGGCAGCGGGAGGUGACCGCGCUGGGCCUGAGCCUGGAAGCAGCGCUGCGGGAGCGGGAGGCGGCCGAGUGGGAGCUGGAGGCCCUGCUGCACAGUCACCACCAGGAGAUGCAGGCCUGCAGACAGCACCUGCUGCAGGUGCUCCGGGACCAGCAGCGCCUGGCAGACGAGCAGCGGGAGGCCCUGGAGCGCCGGCAGCGGGCGCUGCUGCAGGAGGUGCUCCGGGACGCUGUGGAACUCGCCGAGCACAACCAGCACCUGCGGGACGCCCGACGGGCAGGCACGGCCAACGCCACCACACAGAGCCCCUGA
Molecule: messenger RNA, 3380 nt
Organism: Hirundo rustica (Barn swallow)
Lineage: Eukaryota; Metazoa; Chordata; Aves; Passeriformes; Hirundinidae
Exons: 18
Coding region: 138-3380 (1080 amino acids)
Biological process (GO): toll-like receptor 4 signaling pathway; positive regulation of non-canonical NF-kappaB signal transduction; positive regulation of type II interferon production
Cellular component (GO): external side of plasma membrane; membrane raft; lipopolysaccharide receptor complex
Molecular function (GO): lipopolysaccharide binding; protein binding
Source: RefSeq, a predicted model, not a curated record